Diospyros lotus (date-plum) is the source of this 710-nucleotide messenger RNA. Its product is annotated as acyl carrier protein 1, chloroplastic-like. The record is from RefSeq and is a predicted model, not a curated record. Gene Ontology annotation, biological process: fatty acid biosynthetic process. Lineage: Eukaryota; Viridiplantae; Streptophyta; Magnoliopsida; Ericales; Ebenaceae. The transcript has 4 exons. Bases 116 to 544 code for a protein of 142 amino acids. Gene Ontology annotation, molecular function: acyl carrier activity; phosphopantetheine binding.
ACGGUACCACGCUCUCUGUGCUCUCCGCCUUGCUCUGCGCAUUUUGUUCGAUUUGUUCACGAAGGGCCUCAGAUUCCUCAAUCUUCAAAGCUGAAUACUUCCUUUCGAUUCAGCAAUGGCCGGUGUCACCGGAUCGUCGAUUUCCAUGGCCGCUUUCUCAUCUUCACUCAAGCAAAGCCAGGUGACCACCCAAAUCUCUAGUUUGAAUUCAGUUUCCCUUUCAAUGAAAGGGAAUCGCUUCCCAUCAAUCAGGAUGCGCCCAGCUCCGUAUCGCUUUCAGGUUUCAUGCGUGGCCAAACCAGAGACCGUAGACAAAGUGUGUGCAAUAGUGAGGAAGCAGCUGGCCCUGCCAGCAGGUACUGCUGUCACUGGAGACUCAAAGUUUGCAGCACUCGGGGCCGAUUCCCUUGAUACGGUAGAAAUUGUGAUGGGUUUGGAGGAGGAAUUUGGGAUCAGUGUGGAAGAAGAAAGUGCCCAGAACAUUGCCACCGUUCAAGAUGCCGCGGAUCUGAUUGAGAAACUCAUCGAAAGUAAGUGUGCUUAAAGUUAAAGGGAAUUUGGCAGGGAUAAAGUCGUUUAAGGUUUCUCCAAGAAUCUUCUCUCUUAUUUUCAGCCUUUCUAAUAGAACUUUCUGUGUAAUUGUCAGAAUGACAUUUUCUGUGUGGACUUUUGUGUGAUUGUCAGAAUGAAGUUACCGAUUUUUGUGUUUA